AUGGGUGGUGUGCCAGUGCAGCCGCGUAGCCCAAAUGCGCCGCCGUUGCCGACGCCUGUGACAGCCAUCACAUUUCCGCUGGAUCAUACAAGAUGGUACCUGCUUGGGCAGCUCGAAUAUUAUCUGAGCAUGCAAAAUAUGGCUCAGGACUUGUUUUUGCGGCGGCAGAUGGAUGCGCAAGGAUGGAUACCGAUAUCGCUUAUUGCCUCGUUCAACCGUGUUAAGCAAAUAACGGGUGGUACUGAUGAUGGGAUCGUGAGAGAUGUACUAACCCUUUCUUCGGUGGUAGAGCUGAAUGCGACUGGGAACUGUGUGAGAAUGAUUGGGUGGGAGCAGUUUGUGUUGCCGGGAGCAAAAGAGAGCACUAUAAGCAUUGACAAGCUGGAGCACCGAACCGAAUCUGAAGAUCUGGAAGAAGAAGAAGAAGAAGAAGAAGAAGAAGAAGACGACGAGGAGGAGGAGGAGGAAGACGAUGUUGUUUUCGUUAUGGGAAGUUAG
Molecule: messenger RNA, 498 nt
Organism: Guyanagaster necrorhizus
Lineage: Eukaryota; Fungi; Basidiomycota; Agaricomycetes; Agaricales; Physalacriaceae
Product: winged helix DNA-binding domain-containing protein
Exons: 2
Coding region: 1-498 (165 amino acids)
Biological process (GO): positive regulation of translation
Cellular component (GO): cytosol; cytoplasmic stress granule
Molecular function (GO): RNA binding
Source: RefSeq, a predicted model, not a curated record